Molecule: messenger RNA, 2254 nt
Organism: Cricetulus griseus (Chinese hamster)
Lineage: Eukaryota; Metazoa; Chordata; Mammalia; Rodentia; Cricetidae
Source: RefSeq, a predicted model, not a curated record
UAAUAUAGACACUAAAUGCUUUUUUUUCUUUUCAAUUUCAGUAAAAAGUCCCAGAAGUGGGAUGAAAUGAACAUCCUGGCAACAUAUCAUCCAGCUGAUAAAGACUAUGGUUUGAUGAAAAUAGAUGAGCCAAACACUCCUUACCACAAUAUGAUAGGUGAUGAUGAAGAUGCCUUUAGCGACUCAGAAGCUAAUGAAGUCAUGACUCCAGAUGUCUUAGCUAAGAAAUUAGCUGCUGCUGAAGGUGCAGAGCCGAAGUAUCGGUCUCGGGAACAUGAGAGCAGUGGAGAGGAAGAUAAUGACCUCUCCCCUGAAGAGAGAGAAAAGAAACGACAGUUUGAAAUGAAAAGGAAGCUUCACUACAACGAAGGACUGAAUAUUAAGUUAGCUAGACAGUUAAUUUCAAAAGACCUGCAUGAUGAUGACGAAGAUGAAGAGAUGUCUGAGACUGCAGAUGGAGACAGCAUGAAUAUUGAAGAGUCAAAUCAAGGAUCUACCGCAAGUGGCCAUCUGCAAAACAAAUCACAAAGUUCAUAAAAGAAAUGUGUUCAGCAAUGCAGUCGUUUGUCAAAUACAAACCUUGUUACUAUACAACAUUGCUUCUUGUUCUCUACAAUUUGUGACUUACGUACCAAAAUACACACCAGUUAUAUAUUGCCAAGAAUUAAGUGAUAACCAUAGAGACUGAUUAGACAGAAAAUGCCUAAUUAAUGCAUAUAUUCUUGUGCCUCAUACUUCAGCAGAAAUACAGUGUAAUGUCAUUAGUCCAAAACUGCUUUACUUUUGUAAGAACACUGGUUAAUUUGUAUAUGAUAUUAUAUAGCUUUUUAUGCUUUAGAGAAUAAAUAAUGUCAUUGGGGGAAACUAAUUUAUUUUUGUCACUUCUAGAUGAUGAUACCUCUUAUAAAAUGUUUGGAGGGUAGUUUGAUGUUUUUUCUCUUUUAAUCAAAAGCUUAUUGGUACAGUGGGAUAUAUAGGUGGAAAAUAUUAAGCAGAAAGAUAUUUUUUUUAACAUUUAUCUUUAGCUUGUUUUGGCUAAUUGAGCAGGAGUCCAAGAGUUAACUGUUCUUUUUCUGAUUGAUGACCUUUAAAAUUCCUGUUGAUUUUCUUUGUUCUAGAAAGGAAAGGAAUGAAUUUUUUUUCAUCCAAACUGGUUUCCCCCACUCCCAACCACACUGAAAUGAAUUACCGGGUUAAGGUUGCACUGACAUCUGCCCUGCUUGUUUUGUUACACUGGUCAGGCUUCAGUUGAGGUUUGUAAUGCCAUGUGCUAUUUCAGCGCUCCUUUAUUUAUGUACCUGUCUUAACCUGCUCUAGUUCCCUAUUCCCCUCUGCCUUUACACAUACAAUUGUAAAGAUUGUAUCACAGAUGGCAAAGGCCGUUGGCCAUGAGGAACUGGUCUUCCCUCACAUAUUCUGUCAUUUGCUGCAGUAAUGAAUUCUUAUUAAUUAUGUUGACACCUGCUAGUUCUAAACAUGAAGGAAAUAGAUGAAGUAUUCACGACAGGAAGGAUAGCUAAGCAGCCUGAUCUCCCUGUGCCUCUCUGAUUGACAGCUUGGUCAGGAAAUUUGCUACUAUUACUGCAUUUGACUUCAGAUUUAGGAAACAAUUAACUGAGGCUCUUUUGCACGGUGAAAGAGUUGUAUGUAAUCAGAAUUUGAUCGUUCCUGGAUGUACAGAGAGAAUUAUGCCUGAACAGUUUUACGUUUAGAGAUUCUGAGGAGUCAUUGCUUUAAGGGAAUGUGAUAAUGCACACUAUAACAAAUGAACUUGAUUCCUCUAACGUGAUAGAAAUUAUUUUGAUUUUUUUUUUCCCCUGAGAGGAAAAGUGUAGUUCCUGUGUGUCUUAGUUUAGUGAUGAUUUCCUUUGUAGUCAUUUAUUUGUAUUGUAAGUUUUUGGUAGCACCAAAUAAAUCUGUUAUAUGACAGACUUUUAAAAUAACUUCUGUAUAUUAUAUAUAUGAAAUGGCUUUUAUUGAACAGCUAUCUUCCACUUUAAAUUUAUGGAACUAUCAUGAUGUCAAAAUAAAGUGGGAAGAGCCUUUGCUGUUAGAAGAAUGUGCUUAUUUGGAAUGUCUUUUUUUUUUUAUGGGAUCGAACCAGAGUAGCUCUGAAAUGUUAGUACCAUAUUUUAACCAAACAUUUUAGCUAGUGAACCACUGAUGUACACACUCAGCAAUGUAUACCUCAUCUUUGUAAAUUAAGCCCGUUUGUGGGGUGUGGAAAUACAGUCUGUAUAUAUGUAUGUGAAUA